GCUGAAACCACGUACCAGCCGACGUCAAUGGGAUGAUGAUUUAGAAUGUAGGAAUUUAUGAAAAAACAAAAUCCCCCAUUAAUCCAGAGUUUACAAUCGCUUUUUUCUCCGAUAAUGGCAAGUGGAACUGGUGAGGUUUCAAAGAAGCUGAAGCUCUAUUCCAACUGGCGGAGCUCUUGUUCUUGCCGCGUUCGAAUCGCUCUCAAAUUAAAAGGGUUAGAUUAUGAGUAUAUUGCAAUUAACUUGCUCAAAGGGGACCAAAAAUCUCCAGAGUUUUUGAAGCUUAAUCCACUUGGCUAUGUGCCAGUACUUGUUGAUGGUGACUUUGUAGUUGCAGACUCUUUUGCUAUAUUACUGUAUCUAGAAGAGAAGUAUCCUCAGCAUCCAUUGUUGCCAAAAGAUCUUCAGAAAAGGGCUCUCAAUUACCAGGCUGCAAAUUUGGUUUCUGCAAACAUACAACCUCUCCAGAAUUUAUCUGUGCUCGGAUAUAUUCAUGAAAAACUUGGUCCUGACGAGGAAAUUCCUUUGGCUCAAACUCAUAUACGAAAAGGCUUUGCAGCUCUGGAGAAGCUAUUAGAAAAUUAUGCUGGAAAAUAUGCCACGGGGAAUGAAGUUUUCCUGGCUGAUUUGUUUCUGGCACCCCAGAUUGAUGGUGCAGUCAGAAGAUUCAAUGUUGACAUGAGUGAAUAUCCUAUCCUAUCAAGGAUUAACGAGGCGUACAAAGAACUCCCUGCUUUUCAAGAUGCUAUGCCAGGAAAGCAGCCUGAUACGCCACCAGAGGCUAGAGCCUGAGGUGUUUUUGGAACGAACUGAUUGGUUUCAACUGUUUGACACCCGAAAAUAGUUUCAUUAGCAACGUUCGCAAGAGAAUCAUUAGACAAGGGAAGCUGUAGUUCCAACUGAAGUCCACAAAGUGCUUUAGCCAUACUCAGUGUCCUUGACCACCUGCAAAAGAGAAGCUCAACUAAUACAAAAGUAGAGUAAAUACUUUCUAUUAACUUCUUACUUAAGACUUCCACAUUUAAGACCAAUUUUCAGAGGGACGAUCAUUGCAGAUCAUUGCUAAAUGGCAACCAUGUUGACUACAACAAAUGCAAACUACACAAACCAGGCAUAUUUCGUACACUAUACCAGAUUGUACUAGGCUGUACAUUUGCCAAGAUAUAAUUUUUAUCUUCCCGCAGAGGAGAAAAUGAUAAUUAUACUUGUAUCGGAAUGACAAGAAGCCAAUAGAACUCGCUCUUGUUUCGAAUUCAGAGAUCUCGAGAAAAAUCUAAUUACUAAUUAGACUCCCUCAUUUACGGGUUGUACUAGGCUGUACAUUUGCCAAGAUAUAAUUUUUAUCUUCCCGCAGAGGAGAAAAUGAUAAUUAUACUUGUAUCGGAAUGACAAGAAGCCAAUAGAACUCGCUCUUGUUUCGAAUUCAGAGAUCUCGAGAAAAAUCUAAUUACUAAUUAGACUCCCUCAUUUACGGGUUGUACUAGGCUGUACAUUUGCCAAGAUAUAAUUUUUAUCUUCCCGCAGAGGAGAAAAUGAUAAUUAUACUUGUAUCGGAAUGACAAGAAGCCAAUAGGAGAAUCUUGUAAUCUAAAAGUGGAAGAUUGGUCUCAUUCAUCA
Molecule: messenger RNA, 1617 nt
Organism: Olea europaea var. sylvestris
Lineage: Eukaryota; Viridiplantae; Streptophyta; Magnoliopsida; Lamiales; Oleaceae
Product: glutathione S-transferase zeta class-like
Exons: 11
Coding region: 58-792 (244 amino acids)
Biological process (GO): L-phenylalanine catabolic process; glutathione metabolic process
Cellular component (GO): cytoplasm
Molecular function (GO): glutathione transferase activity; maleylacetoacetate isomerase activity
Source: RefSeq, a predicted model, not a curated record